CAAAAGAAGUCAAGUGGCAAGUGUUCCAGUAAUUGUGCUGUCAUGAAGUUUAUGCUGAAAUAACUGCAGGAAUGAGUUUUCUUCUCGUGGGUUUUCUCAGCACUGUUGUGCUCCACUCUGUGUCAGCUGGUGGUGCAUAUUGUGCUAAAACAGCAAGAGCCCGUGCAGCUGCCUUGGGUUUGGAUUAUCCUGGAGUACAUGGUGCGCCUGAAUUCUCUGGACCAGCUUACCAUGGAAUCCCCCCUCACCCUUACAAUCAUGAAUGGUUUGAGACUGUACCAAACAUGGCCACCCCUAAACAAAAUUGGCCAACUUUUCAUAACGUGAGGCAUAGACAAGGUAACCUAGGAACAUCUGACAGAUUUCUAAUGACCCACGGCACUUACGGACCAGUUCAAAAUGAAUACACAACAAAGCCAGAGCACGGCUUUCCCAGAGGACAGUCGGUCGGUAACCGCGGUUCCAGUUUUAAAGGGGUCAUGCGUGUUGCACUACCAACACGAGCUGAUGCCCCUAGCCAGUUUGACCUUGUGAAUAGGGAUCCUCAAGGUCACUUGGUUGUCUAUGGUGAACAUGACCUUGUUGUUGAUGAGUCCGUCCCAAAUAGACAGGGCAUUUUUCACCAUGCACUCCCCCUGCCCCAAAACUGGGGUCAUGGUGCUUACCAGAGAGCUCGAACUGUACAUGGCCUCAGAAGAAAAGGGCCUGUCCUUGGUUCAAAUCACUUUAAGAAAGUCCAUGGAGCAGCAAAGACUAGUUGGGGUCCUCCUAUGUUUGGUAGUUGGAGAUACAGAUUUCCUGGCCUCAAUGCUAAACAGUUUGUUCAAGGUACCCCAACCCCCUUGGUGGUCUGAGAGACCUGAAAUCAGAUCCCGUUAGACUUAUUCAAAUGAAAGGGUCUGACAUUAAAGGCCCUGGCAUAUAGCUCUGCUGUCUUGUCAGAUGGUGUUCCUUUGACUUUUUUUUUUCUUUUUUUGAAGUUAACAGGCAGGCUUUUUGUGCAGGGUGGGGGUGAGAAGUGAGUCUACAAUCUUAGUUUCACUGGAGACAAAGGGGAGGGAUGUCCCUCCUACACUUAUCUGUGUACAAGCGCCUAUAUUGUGUGUGUUGUUGUUUUUGUUUUGUUUUUCUUCACGUGUAACUCCAAAAUGAGUGAUAUUACACACCCUCUACUGAAUAUAAAAUUUGUAAAAUGGUUAUGGUUCUCUGGGGGGUUUUUUUGUUGUUGUUUUUUUGUUUUUAUUUUUUAAAACACUCUCCCACAGCAUUAUAAAUGACUCACUGGGGCCUGGAUGCUACCACAGUGCCAUCUGUUGGUUCCAAUGGGUAGAGAGCCUUUGGCUCACAUUGUUGUACACAGGUGCUGCUUAAUGGAGGGUCAGCCUUUGACAAAUCCCAUAAUCUGUUUACAAUCUGUUGUUUGCAAGUACUAGUAGAGGCUAUGCUAAUUUUUUUUUCAAAUAGCCUUGGCAUUUCAGUGAUGGCAUGCUGCACUACUGGUCUGGAGUUUCCAAUUAGAUAAUUCAGACCGUGCAAAUUGGUAUCACUCAUUUUAUAAAACAAAACUUUUUUUUUUCUUCUCACCAAUGCAGAACAUUGUCAGGAAUUGCUGAAAGUUUGUGUGAAAUGGUACACUGACCCAUAAAUCACUCAAGAGCCUAAGAGUGGGUUAUGCGCACUAAUCUUGAAUGUGAAGAGGGAAACUGAUGACGGAACAAAAAUAAACCAAUUAGCUGUUUGUGAUAAGCAGGAAGGAAAUCAAUCACGGGAGGGUGGGGAAAAGAAUUCAGUAGCUGCAGUGAGUUUGAACCCCACCUGGCAACCUCGCAUGUGUUUAUGUUGGGCUAAAUUCAGCGAACAAGUGAAGACCCUUUCAAAAUAUAUUUUGCAAGACAGGGAAAGGAAGGACAAACUUGUCUUUAGUCACUGAUGGCUACAUUAAAAGUGCCACAAUAUCCUGUGAUCAUUUGCCUUCUUAACCUUGAUCAAUAGCUUAAUGACCCUUUUUACAGCUUCGAGGAGGGAAAGGAGGAGGCAGGGGGAUUUACUAUGUUUAAGCAUGUGGCGAGCAGUAAGGACCCAUCACCAGGAGCUCACUGCUGCUAACAAAGAAAUCUAGCUUUCCAA
Messenger RNA from Pundamilia nyererei, 2127 nucleotides. RefSeq lists its product as uncharacterized. The record is from RefSeq and is a predicted model, not a curated record. NCBI's taxonomy places the organism in Eukaryota, Metazoa, Chordata, Actinopteri, Cichliformes, Cichlidae. Bases 72 to 854 code for a protein of 260 amino acids. The transcript is spliced from 3 exons.